Morus notabilis is the source of this 2540-nucleotide messenger RNA. RefSeq lists its product as uncharacterized. Lineage: Eukaryota; Viridiplantae; Streptophyta; Magnoliopsida; Rosales; Moraceae. The transcript is spliced from 5 exons. The coding region runs from base 123 to 1754 and encodes 543 amino acids. The record is from RefSeq and is a predicted model, not a curated record.
CCAUCAAGACUUGAACCCCUUCAACCAUUGCCACCCCCAAAAGAACAGUGAAUUAGGGUUUUACAAUCUCAAAGCCACACUCCCAUUCCUCUCAUAUUCUCUUCAAUUCCUCUCGAUUAGCCAUGGCGUUAGAUCUUAUCAACCCACCAAAUUCCUCAAACUUCCAAAAUCCCAACCUCCUCAUCGGCGAAUGCUACAAUAUCAAGCUUACCCAAUCGCUAAAGCGCCUUUCAACCGAAGUUGGAGAUGAAAACACUAAAUCAGCUCAAUUUCUUCAGGAAUUCUACGAAUUAAUGCAAGCCAGAGUGGACCCACCUCUGGAAUCGAUCUGGGUCUACGCCGCUCUGUCAUUUCGCAGCCGUUACGACCCAAAAGACGAGCCUUUGGAUCGAAUUUCAGCUGCGAAACAGUUGUUUCAGUUGAUAUCUUCGUGUUCUUCCUCGUGCGAUUCUUCGAAAAGCGUGGCAUUGCUUGCUCCUGUUCUGUACGAGGUUUACAAGGUUGUCGUUGUGUUGUUUGGGAAGGAUUUGGCUUCCAAGAGGGAGAAGAAAGCGGUGAAAGAGGUCAAGUCUAUGGUGGAAGUGAUUCUUGGGUGCAUAAAUGUGUGUUCGAGCACGGAAGGCAAAUCAAACGGCUCAAAUUUGCUUGCGCCUUUUUCCGAUUUGGUUCGCAUUUGGGCGGGUUCGGACGCGGGAGUGGAGUCUUUCUUACCGCUUGUGAGUAGUGAGGUUUGUGGAAGAGUUGGUGAAGAAGGAUGUGAUGUGGGGUAUUUGGCUGGAGUUGUGAUUGUGGAGUCGUUUUUGUUGAAGCUGUGCUUGAAUUUAAGAAGUAGGAUUUCAAUUUCAAAGGAGGAUUUGGAGAAAGAGUUGAAGACUUGGGCUGUUGGUUCCAUAACUGGAUUUGGCAACUUUUAUUUUUUCGAGACCCUUGUGAGAAUGCUGUUGGAGAAGAGUUUGCCGCUUACAUUUCUGUCGAGUUCUGGAGAUGAAGUCUUGUUAAGGAAACUUCUGUAUGAUGCAGUCAUAUUGGUUGAUUAUUCUUUCCUUAAUCCUGAGAGAACAAUUGACCUACCUGCUGACCAAGUGAGACGCCUUGCCAUGGCAAGAUUAAUUGUUACACAUGAAGCUGUAGAGUAUUUUCGGGAACAUGGGGAUCAGAGGAGAUCUAUCUCCUACAUAAAUGCCUUCUCCAACUCUUGCUUAGCUGCCCAGCUAAUUAAAUGGAUCAGAAAACAGAUUCAUAUGGAGGAAAAUGAUAGUAAAUCUUAUGGAUCCUCACCUAAAGCUCUUAUUAAGUGGCUUCUGAGCCUUGAGGAUCAAGGGUUAAGAGUAUUUGAUGAUAGCAUCCUGAAAAAUCAUGCCAAACUGGUCUGUGAUACUUCGAGCUCAGAUUUUAAGCAGCAAGCUUCAGAGUUGGAGAGCACAAAAGUGGAUGAUGAUCUGCUAUUUUACGUAGAUAGUCGGGGAGAAGAGUUCGAUGGAGACGAGGACGAUGAAAAGAUGAGUGAAGUCAUGACAGCUGCUUUUGUAGCGGCUGCUCACUUGAUGAAAUCAGCGGAUAAUGAAGUGAAAAAACGGAAAGAAGGGAGAAGCACAGAAAAGAAAAGGAAAGUAAAAUUUCUCAAGUACGAGCCCUUACAGAAUUCGGAAUCACUAAGUGGAAGGUCCCCAGUUGUCAGUUAUGAUAGUGUGAGCAGUGGGAGUGAGGUUGAGAAUCGACUCUCUGAUGAAGAUGCAGAACAAGAUGAGCAAUAAGUUUUUUCAGUGACAAAGUCGGGUUGAGAGCUACACUCCUUCUGUUUUCGGCUUUGUCAUGCUUGUUUUUCUAACCAGUUCAUAGAAUAUCUAUGCAAAACCAGUGUGAGAUUUCCUCAUAGGCCGGCAAGAAAGCCGAUGAGCUGCUUUGCUUGCAUCAAUUUUGCCAAUGUUCUUAUGUAGUAGCUGUCUGUUGCUGUGACUUGUCACCAAUUUAUCGUGAGACUAUGCUUCUAGUUAUAGGAUGGGUGACGUGACAUGAUUUUUUUUUUCACUCUAAAAUCUAGUCCGGUUCUGUGAUGAGUUUUAGUAAAAAGUUAGAUGUGAUUUUUUGUCAGUAUUUUUUAUUAUAGUAAAUUAGAAUUAAAAACUCGGUUCAGAGAACUGAACGAGACCUAUAUGGUGUGGCUCAAGUUAGAAGAUGUCUAGGUAAUGUACCGUUUGUAAUAAGCUCAUAUCUUUUCACUAGUAUUUAGACAUUUAUGUCAUUAUGAAAAUGCUCGGAUUGGCCCUGUGUAGGGGAGUAGCUUCUUCUCAGCUCCGUGCCAAACUCCACAUUUCCCUGCAUUUAACAAGCCGAUAACACGCUUUCCCAUGUUAAGGAGUUGCGAGUGAGAUUCCAUUCUUUAUCAAACCUUUCGAUCUCUUUUAAUUCUCUGAUCUACUAAGAAUGUUACCCACACCAAGGCUCCAAUCUCAGGUGUAAAGAAAGUACUUGCACAGCAGUGAGGCCACAGUGGUCAAACGAAACAUCUCGAACGACAGGGCAAAUUUUGAGGAAAAAUG